ACUACUCCUGCUACUACUACUACUACUGCUACUACUACUACUCUGCUACUACCUGCUACUACUACGUCUACCACUACUAUUAUUACUACUGCUACUACUACUACUACUUCUGCUACCACGACUACAUCUGCUACUACUACUACUACUAAUUCCACUACUACUACUACUUUUACUUCUACUACUACUACUGCUACUGCUACUACUACUGCA
Penaeus vannamei (Pacific white shrimp) is the source of this 210-nucleotide messenger RNA. Lineage: Eukaryota; Metazoa; Arthropoda; Malacostraca; Decapoda; Penaeidae. The record is from RefSeq and is a predicted model, not a curated record.